This is a messenger RNA of Nerophis lumbriciformis (worm pipefish), 6604 nucleotides long. RefSeq lists its product as uncharacterized. Gene Ontology annotation, biological process: regulation of transcription by RNA polymerase II. Lineage: Eukaryota; Metazoa; Chordata; Actinopteri; Syngnathiformes; Syngnathidae. Gene Ontology annotation, molecular function: RNA polymerase II cis-regulatory region sequence-specific DNA binding; DNA-binding transcription factor activity, RNA polymerase II-specific. The record is from RefSeq and is a predicted model, not a curated record.
AACUGUGAUUUUUGUAACCAAUUAGAAAAUAUACACCCGUAUUAAUUCGUUGUAGAAAAUAUGAUGGGCGUAAAGACAAAUAAAUGGCGACAGAGGAGUCAAUUAUACUUAACAAACACAUACAUUCAAGGUAUAAGACGACAUGUAACUUUUUGAUUUUAAAUAAAGUCAUUUAGAAUGUGUCACCUUCUCGAGCCAAACUCCACUUCAAAGGGUGGCGGUAGUGCCAGCCGCCAGUAGAUAGAAGAAGAAGAAGGCGUAGGGGAAACAUGGCCGCCAGGUCCAUACCAGAGUCUCCUAAAAGACAGUACUCCCCGGCGGAGGAUGUUCACACAUUAGGGAGCAUGACAGAUGCAGUUGAGUUAAAACGUUGCUUUUACCAGACGGAAGAACGCACUUUAGACAAAGCCGGGGUGAGCCAAUGUAUGGAGAACAGUGCCAAUAAUGUUGGCAACGGCAGUGCUUCCUUUCCGAGCCAGUCCGAGGUUUUUGAGUGUGAGGCUAAAGGCGACCAAACAUCAUGUCUGUCACUGGAGGACGGAGUGUCGGGGCCAAAAAUGGUGAAGUCGACAGGAGGCGAGCAGCGGGCGUUCAACUUUUCCGAGACAGAAGACGACGACGGCGAAGAGUCUGCUUCCCAAAAGGAGGAAAACAAGUAUGAGACUACACAGACUGUGCUACCAGAAACAUCAGAUGAAGCGCGUCCUGAUGCAGAAGAAAUUCAAGAGAAGGAAGAUUCCUGUGUUGAUCAACCAAACUCAGGAAAAGACCUAUCUGAGAACCAAGUGGAAGAUGUGAAUUUGGAUGUGGUUGAAGACCGCAACACGACUGACAACGGCCAGGAUGCUGAGUUAACAUCAAAGCCAAAAAAGUGUCGUUUGGAGUGCAAAGAGUGUGGAAAGCGCUUCACCCGGCGUGAAAUGUUCUACCUUCACCGUCACUAUCAUGCUCACAAGGAUGAACUCACGCUGCUCACCUGCAAAGAAUGCAGCCUUUCAUUUAGUGACCGCAGGAGCCUUAUGAAACACAAACAUGAACAUAAAGAGAGGGAGGAGCCAAAGUAUGAAGAGGAGAGUGGUUUUCAGUGUGCAGAAUGUGAGAAGACUUUCUCUUCAGUGCAAAAGCUGCGGUCCCACAAAUGCAUCGAUUCAGAUGACAAACCUUACCGCUGUACAGUGUGCCAUCAGGAGUUCCAAUAUAAGGUGUCUGUCACCAAGCACAUGUUGAGCCACUCGCUGGAUGAAGGCUUUAAAUGUAAAGAGUGUGGUAAACGCUUCCACACCUACAUGAGGAUGCACCUCCAUCUGCGAUGUCACACAUACCUUAAACCCUAUGAAUGCCCCGAGUGCGGCAUGGUUUUUAAAUACCAAUCGGUCAUGAAAGACCACCGUCGCAAGCACACAAAUAAGCAACCCUCUCACCUGUGCAACAUUUGCGGUAAAACUUUCAAGUACAUCGGUCUCUUUCAACAGCAUCAGUAUCUGCACACGCGCAGGAAGCCCUUCAGCUGUCCGGAAUGUGGUCAAAAAUUUGCCUUUGCUCAGAAUAUGAAGGCACACUGUCGCCUGCACAGGCUGUGCCAAACCAACCCACUUCCUUCUAGUGAGCAGCCCACCAAGCAGACCUCUGUGUCCGCACCGGUGCAAAGGAAAGAAAAUGCACACCAGAGUGAAGAACCAAAACGCACUUUUAACUGUCCUCUUUGUCCCCAGACGUGCAGCACCCCGGCCAACCUGAGAGCCCACAUGCUUAUUCAUGAGGUGGAGUAUGAGACACUGGAGAGAAGCACACAUCAGCCCGCAGAGGUUAAAAUGUUCUGGGACAAAGGGCACACCUGUCCACACUGCCCAUCUACUCAUCGUGAUGAAAUGAGUUUUCAAUUACACAUUUUGAAAUGCCACAAGUAUGUAGUACAGGAUUCAGACAAAGUGGCUGCCGUCUCCUUUAGAGAACCAAGACCUCUAAUCAGUGAAAAUGUCCACGCAAAAUUCAAAAAUGAAAGCCUCGCUAUUAGACCGUACAAGUGCUCUAAGUGCGAAAAAACAUUCCGCCAUCGCUCAGUCUUAGAGUUGCACAUGCGCAUACAUUUCAAGGACAAGCCAUGCCAAUGCAAAGUGUGUGGCAAAAGCUUCCGGUUCAGCAGCUAUUUGCAGCAGCAUCUCAUUAUCCACUCGGGCAAAAAGCAGCACAAAUGUCCCGACUGUGGGAAGGAGUUCAACUACUUGCACAACAUGAGAACCCAUCAGAAGCUACAUCAGGAAAAACCCUUCCGCUGUUCCAGUUGCAGCAAAGGCUACAGCAAUGACCUGCAACUGCAGCGCCACAUGCUCUCGCAUAAUGGAGAGAAGCCCCAUAAAUGCCACAUUUGUGAGAAAAGCUUUAGCCUGGCGUAUCUGCUCCGGGAUCACAUAAACACUCACACGGGGGAGCGGCCCCAUCACUGUGGUGAGUGCAACAAAUCCUUUUCCUGGUUGAGCAGCCUGCAAAUGCACCAAAAGAGCUCCUCUCACAAUCGCCAUUCUCUCUCGACCACUGGAAAAGUCAGAGGCAGGAGAGGAGGAGGGCUGACAUGGGGUAUGUCUACAGUGUUAGGGGGGCUCCUUGAUGAUGAUCUGCAUAGAGAGGCAGACCCAAAGUCACAAUCUUCCAUGAUCUCCUCUCAUCAGGAAUUGCUAGUGAGGAAUCAGGAGGAGGGAUUGCUUUCUGACCUCCACCAGACACGUGUUCAAUGGAAGGUGGAUGGUGAAGAGCUGAUGCCCUUUCAGUCAUCACAGCACUUGCAAGAGUUUGCCAGCCCACCGUCUGACAGACACUCAGAACUUUCUGCACAGAAAAAAUGCAGGCCCUCUCAAGUAGAGGUGCUAUCUGUGCCCACAGCUUCUUUUCCUGGUUCCUCUAGUUCUUUGCAAAUAAACGCUGGGUCAUCAUCGUUCAUGAAUGGUGCGGUGUUGUGGAGUGUUCAACCUCCUCUUUUUGGUCAGGAGCUACAGUCUCUAAGAUGGGCCGCAGCUCCGGUGUCAACACAAGAGACAUCCACGCAAGCAAUUUCCCAGACUGUUAAGUCCCAGAUAGAUGGUGAGGCGGACAAGCAGAGAGCUGAAUGCAUAGUAGGUGUACCAACUCCAGCUCAAAUAGACCAAAGCUGCCCCACGCCACUAUUGACUCCUGUUUCUCAAGGGGCAGUUGGCUCCUUGUGGGACAUUCAAGGUCCUCUGGGGAUUUCGGGCAAAAUGAACUUACCUGGGAAGCAGGCAGCAGUAACUGCAGCAACCUGGACCAAUAUACACAAUCAGAAUGGUGCACAGCAACUUCCCAUUUCCAUCCAUCCCUUUGGCCAGGGGAUAGGCACUGCAGUCUGGGGUGUUCAAAACAAUCCUCCUCUUCUCACUUGGCAGCUCAAACCAGGGAGUGCACAGGAGCUACAGCAGCAAACUUUGGUCGCUGGCAGUCGGAUCAUCCUCAAUCAGCCAACCCCCUUCUUCUCACCACCACUCACCCCGCUCUCUGCACUGGCUUUGUCUGGCACACACCCUCUUCACACUGUCGCCAUCAAUACACUACAGAGACCACCCCACCAAAAUCUUUUUAUUCACCGGCAGGGUGUCAUGACCGAGAGGCCACCCAUGCCACAAACCCUGCCCCUAUCUCAGCUCACCUCACAAACCGAUGAUGCUCACAAACUCGGAGUUUCCAGUAUGUCUUUUGCCCCCGACCGACUUCUGCAGUGCAUGAUAUGUAGUUGCUCUCUCCCGCGGGAACUGGAUCUACAAAUGCAUUACCUACAACAUUCACAAGGACAGAUUUGACAUUUUGACAUUUUUGUUUUUUGUUGCAUAUCUUACUCUGUAUUAUUCUGGCUUUUACAUUUUGGAUGGGCAUUGGAAGUGAAAAACUUGAAUAAGUGCCAUUUUUUAAUUUCACUCACAAUUAUACAAUACACAUGAGACUGUUCAUUUGGCUUAGAGUUGUGGCCAAAACUCUUAGCAGUAACUUUAAAUUUGGUAAUAAAAUAACCACCUCAGUAUUUUUUAAGAAGCAAAGUUAUUGACGCACCAAAUUUCAGUCACUCCCCACAUUUUUGGCUGUAACUAAAUGUAAUAAUUUUACUUUUUUUUCAAAUGCAUGUUAAUAAGCAACUUGGACAGUCAUAUUUUACACUGCAUUUCAUUUACUGGCAAUAACAUUUAGAUUUUGGCCAGUUUUGACUGACAUUUUUUCCCCCCAAAGGUUUUAAACAGUUUUCAAUGUACAGUAUACAGUGUGCCUAUUAAUGAGUAAAGUCUGCACGUCUGUAGUAUUAUAUUGGUGUUCUACUCUGCUUAGUUUAUACUAGGUGUGCCCAAACUUUUUGCCUCCAAGGGCCAAAGUGCAAAUGUGCCAGGGGUCAAACACAGUGAUUUUAAGAGUACAUAGCAGCUCCAUGAGUAAGGAAUUAGCCCUAUACCGCCAUAUAUAAAAUAGUGAAGAUCAUCACAUUAAACACAUAGCGACUAGCUAACGUAGCGGACAUUCCACGAAGUGAGCCUAUAAGAGGUCCGUAUGAGUAUGUUUGGUGGGCCUACUUUGGGCACCCCUGGUUUAUACUGAACAAGGACCUCACUCCUCAGAACAACUGUCUUCCAUAUACAUUGAAACCUCACAACCCUUGCAUUUAUCAUGUUGCAUCCAUUCAUCCAUCUUCUUCCGCUUAUCCGAGUGUCGCGGGGGAAGCAGCCUAAGCAGAGAAGCCCAGACUUCCCUCUCCCCAGCCACUUCGUUUAGCUCCUUUUGGGAGAUCCUGGGGUGUUCCCAGGCCAGCUCCCCUCUUCUGCUUAACCCUCUCCCUUGGCUCUUGCAUCUAGUGCCAUAGCAAAGUAUUGCAAAUAAGCCCCUAUGCAUACGGACGUCGAUCGAGUCUCGCUACGUCAUCAACCCUCACCGUUUGCUUGCAGUGACGUAAGGCAGAUGAUCCUGUCCUUUCGGUCAUAACCCAAAGCUCAUGACCAAAGGAGAGGAUAGGAACGUAGAUUGACCGAUGAAUUGAGAGCUUUGCCUUUCGGCUCAGCUCCUUCACCACGGCGCACUAAUACAAGGUCUGCAUCACUGCAAAUGCACCAAUCCGCCUGUCGAUCUCUCAAUCCAGUCUUCCCUCGUGUAUAAACAAGACUUCGGGGUACUUGAACUCCUCCACUUGGGGCAACAUCUCCGACGAAACCUGGAGAUGGCACUCCACCCUUUUCCGGGCGAGAACCAUGGACUCGGGUUUGGAGGUGCUGAUUUUCAUCCCAGUCAUUUUACACUUGGCAUGUUUUAAAAGUUAUAUUUAUGCAUAUAUUAUUGAAAAAAGAAAAAAAAGUGCUACCACAGCGUGUGAAAAUAAAAUCAAAAUAUUUUUUUUUAAAACUAAAGCACAUGUUAAAGACAAAUAAGGUCACUGGUAACUAAAAUAUUAAAUAAUCCUGUAUACCAGGGGUCCACAAACUACAGCCUGCCAGUAUCCACAAUCCGGCUUGCGGGAUGGGAUGUACCAAGUUAAAAAGAAGUGUGUGUGUGUGUCAAGCCACUCAGUCAAAUCAUAUUCUUGAUGUAGAUGCUCAUAUCUGCUGUACUUAUUUACAAAAGAUAAGUGGGUGAUAUUUCUUUUGUUGCCUUAUUUGUAUUUGACUUUAUUAAAUGUUUGGAUAUAUUUAGUGUUUGGCGCAGCCGGACCGCAGCAAGGGGGUAUAGAAAGAAUAAGGGGGGGAAAAGGAAGACCGAGGAGGAAAUUGUGGGGACGAGGGUGAUGAGACAAAAGAAAUAUGCUUAUAUACAUACCGUACAUAUAUAUACAUACAUAUAUGUACAGUUUGUGUGUGUAUAUGUAUAUAUGCUAUAUAAUACAUAUUGUGUAUAUAUGUAUAUGCGCAUACAUAUACACACACACAAAUAGCUAGCCUGGCCAAAUUAUUUUAAGCCAAUGUGCAGCCAAAAAGUUUGGGGACUCUUGCUGUAUAUUUUUUUUUAGUUAGAAGACUGUUAUAGUGCUUAUUAUUAACUGACUCAAAUCUAACACCACAACAUUAAAAAAAGAACAUGAUCUGCUACCUCUGUCCUUUUGCUUUUACUUUGAAUUAAGAUUUUCCUGUGAUGUCUUAAUAUAUUGGGUUAAAACUAUUUAUAGGAUUGUGUGAGUGCACAGCCUCAUGGUCUGAUGAACUGUAUUAGAAUCUAAUAUAAUACAAUAAGAUAAUUGGGGGAAAAACAUCUCAGCUUUUGUGUUAUAGAUGACAAAACAAAUUGCUGUAUUAUAACUAAUAUUCUCCAAUAGUAAUGAAUGCAUUUAAUUGUCAGAACAUGUAGAGGGCCAAUUAAAAUCAGCUGCAAGACAAAAAUGGCUCCCGGGUCAUAUUUGCCUUGUGAUUGACCAGUCCAGGGUGUACCCCGCCUCUUGCUCAUAUUUAUAUCUGAGGUAGGCUCCAGACUUUAAGGUCGGCAAGCAGUAUAGAAAACUGACAUAUGUGUUGCACAGUGCUUCUCUUCUCAGAUAAUGUUUGAAGUGUCGGUACCGAAAAAGAAUACAUGGAUAUAGACUAUAAUUAUGUUUUUUUUAAAUGUAUUUAUUUAUUCAUAUAUAUAUAUAUAUAUA